AUGCCUGUCCUUGAAGGUAGACUGUACUUUACGUGCCUGCGUUCAAGCCCUGUGUCGGAUGAAGAGUACAAGUACUUCACGAUGAACAAGAAACUGCGAUAUGCACCAUUUUGCGCUGAUUUUGGUCCUUUCAAUCUGGGAACAACCCACCAUUUCUGUGACAUCUUGAUGACCUUGCUAUCUGACAAGGCCUACGAGAAGAAAAAGAUCGUCUUUUACUCAGCCAUGGAGAAAGAGCAUGUGACAAAUGCAGUAUAUCUUUUGGGAGCAUUUCUUGUCCUUAACAUGGGUGCUUCUGUUCUUGACGUAAUGCACAUUUUCUCUGGUUUGCCACGGGGGGUUCUGCGACCUUAUCGCGAUGCUACAUGGGUCAAGAGUACCUAUGACCUCAAGUUGGAAGACUGCUGGUCCGCUUUGAUCAAAGCCGUUGCGGCAGGACUUUACAAGCCUGCUGAGUUUCACAAGGAAGAGUACUUCUAUUACGAGGACCCCUGCAAUGGAGACAUGCAUGAGGUGGUUCCCGGCAAGUUCUUGGCGUUUCGAGGGCCGAGGGGGAAGCGGACGAGCAACGAUGCGUUGUGCUUCAUCCCUUCAGACUACUUCGAAGUUUUCCGAUGCCAUGACGUCAGCACAAUCGUGCGAUUGAAUUCCGCUGAGUAUCCCAAGGAAGAAUUUCUGAAAGGAGGGUUCGAACACCACGACCUCGUGUUUCCAGACUGUACCAUACCUCCUGCACAGGUGAUUGACCGAUUCCUUAGGAUAGCGGAAAACACAAACAAGACCAUUGCUGUGCAUUGUCUUGCAGGAUUAGGAAGGACGGGAACUUUAAUCGCUAUUUACAUCAUGAAGCAUUACACCUUCACAGCAGCGGAAGCCAUUGCUUGGGUGAGAAUCUGUCGGCCGGGCAGUGUGAUUGGCCCUCAGCAGAAUUUCUUGGAAGACAUUCAGGACAUACUGCAUGAGAUGGGCCGGAAGAGGAUUGGGGGUUUCAACGCUGACAUCAGCAAACGGGAAUCAGAAUACGGGGACAAGGAGUAUUCUGAGAAGCUGGCCUACAUGAUUACAGAAAGUAUCAACCACAGGGGCAUGCACAUGAAUCAUAGGACGGAGUCCAAUCAGAGCGAUCAAGAUAACAGAGAUGUCAGCAACAACCAUGCGGAGGAGCAGGUCGAUAGCAGAGGUUGCAAACCAAAGGGAAGUCCGCCGCUUGAAGGAUUGGAGCGCGUGUGUACAUUUUAA
Molecule: messenger RNA, 1239 nt
Organism: Guillardia theta CCMP2712
Lineage: Eukaryota; Cryptophyceae; Pyrenomonadales; Geminigeraceae
Exons: 2
Coding region: 1-1239 (412 amino acids)
Biological process (GO): microtubule cytoskeleton organization; positive regulation of cytokinesis; regulation of exit from mitosis
Molecular function (GO): protein tyrosine/serine/threonine phosphatase activity; protein tyrosine phosphatase activity
Source: RefSeq, a predicted model, not a curated record